UUCCUGUAGUUUUUGGGGAGAAUCAGGGUUAUUUAGUAAGCUUCACGUUCUAUAAUAUCUGCCCCCAAGGACUUGAAAGACAGUUGGCUAACAGCAGAGGCAGACAACGCCUUCUCCUUCAAAUCUCGCUCUCUCUCUCUCUCUCUCUCUAGAGGAAAAAGAAUCCCAUAAGCUCUUCUCAAUUUCUGAUUUUGGGGUUGAAGAGGUGAGAAAAGAAAGGAAAGAUGAGUUACUGGAAGGAAAAGGUCCUCCCCACAAUGAAGAAGUUCUUUGACAAGCCCAACAGCAAGAAAAAGGGUGCUGCUGAGGCAAACAAGGCCUUUGAAGACUUAAAGGAGGAAAUCAACAAGGAGUUUGAAGAGAAGAAGGGUGAGCUGACUCCCAAGAUCGUCGAAAUAUAUGAAGCUUCAGCAAUUGAGAUUAAGACAGUUGUGAAGGAGCGGAAAUCUUCAGGGCUAAAGAAGCACUCUGCGUUAGUUCAAAAGUUCCUUGAUGAGUUAGCCAAGAUUGAAUUCCCUGGAGCAAAGCACGCAGCAGAGGCUUCAACAAAGUAUGGACCGGUUCUUGUCUCUACCACUGUCUUCUACGUCUUCGAGAAGGUGUCUAUCAUCAUACCCGUUGAAGAAAAACCAAAGGAAACGGCCAAAGAUGUGGAAGUAGAGACCCCACCUCCGCCCGCACCUGCAGAAUCAGAAUCAGCAACUGCAGUCACAGUUGAGGCAGAAAAACUCGUAGUUACAGAAUCAGAAGGCGCCACUGUGGUGGUUGAGGAGGAGAAGAAAGAAGAGAUAGCGGUGGAGAAGAAGGAGGAAACGCCGGCCGAAUCAGCUCCGGUGGUGGAGAAGCAGCCGGAGGAGGCGGCCAAGGCAUGAGGGAAGAAGCAAGAUUUGCUGAAACGGUACCCCUCUCUUUGUUUCUGUCGUUAUGGCGUGGAAAGGAUGGCUUCAACUUUAUGGCCUUCUGUAAGAUAACUGCAAAUACUUCUGUUCUGUCUGUGAUUAUGUUAUUACUUUGUAGUUUCUGGCUUUGUUCUUCAUAUCGUACCCAUCUCAUAUAGACUUAUUUAUCAUUCUUUCAAGGUUUUGUUUUUCUGGGUGCUCUUUAGUACUCUGUCCUCUCCCUUCUUCUUCUUCUUCUUCUUCUUCUUCAACUAUGGAGGUUGUAUCUACAUGUGUAUUUGAUUUUGUGCCUUGGAAACUUAGUUUGUAAAUUUAGCUUGUGAUGAUCAAAUUGAUUGAUUGUUACAGUUUGGCAGAAUC
Molecule: messenger RNA, 1259 nt
Organism: Nymphaea colorata (pocket water lily)
Lineage: Eukaryota; Viridiplantae; Streptophyta; Magnoliopsida; Nymphaeales; Nymphaeaceae
Product: plasma membrane-associated cation-binding protein 1-like
Exons: 5
Coding region: 225-872 (215 amino acids)
Cellular component (GO): plasma membrane
Source: RefSeq, a predicted model, not a curated record